AGCCCCGGCUGUUGUGUUGUCCCGGGACACAUUUUCGGCGCCUGCCGCAGGUGCAGCUGCUGUGACACCGACAUUCGAUACAUUCGGGACACGAUAUUGAUUCGCUAUUGACUCACACUGAAUUUGUGAUUCAUUUUUCCUUUCCGAUGCGGGACUAUUCUUCCGCCAUUUUGUACCACCGUGGGUAAUCGCCUAUUAGGUAAAGGCAACAGGAAAAAUGUCCCAACAGCGUGUAAGAAGGAAUGGCUCUCCCACGCCACCACCGACCCCUGGGAGCACCGUGCCAAGUGGCGCCCCCGGGAGUCGGCUGCAGCCAAUGAGGGCCACCGUCCCUUUCCAGCUGAAACAGCACGGAAGCCCCACACGGGGCUGUAACAAUAACAACGGGGCCGCCCAGCGCACUCCUUCCCGCACCGGCAGCCCCACACGGGCAGGGGGCAAUGGCCUGGAAUCCCCCCCAGCAGUUACCAGCAACCGAGGGAGCCCUACGGUAUCCACGCAGACAGGGGCGUCACCCACGCGUGGGCAUCACCACCACCACCAUCAUCACCACUCCCACCAUCACCACCACCACCUUCAUCAUCAUCACCACCACCACAAUAACAACCAACACCAGCAGGGGGUCGUCUCUCCUGCCUCCUCUCCCCCAGUGCUUACCAGUCCAGCAGAUCCGUCCAUAACAGGAGUCCCACCGGCCUCUUCAUCCUCUUCUCCGUCCCCUGUGGCCCUCUCGUCAGUUGGCAGGCCUGGGUGGCAGCAAAGGGCCUCCCCAGAGAGGAAGAGUCCUAGCUCCCCUAAAGGGGAUAAAACACAACCUCCUUCAUUAAGUCCAUCAAGUUUAAUAAGGCGCACAUCUUCACUUGAUACACUUGCUGCUCCUUAUCUAUCCGGUCAUUGGCCUCGUGAUAAUCAAGUGCAGACAGCUCCUUGUAUGAAAGACCAGUCCACCCAGACGGAGAGUGCUUGGGCUGAAGAAUAUGCAGAGAAGAAAAAAGGGUCACAUAAGCGCUCUGCAUCCUGGGGAAGCAAUGAGCAGCUAAAAGAGAUUGCAAAAUUACGUCAACAACUUCAGAGAAGUAAACACAGCAGCAGACACCAUCGAGAAAAAGACAGGCAGUCUCCAUUUCAUGGCAACCACUCUGCAAUUAACCAGAGUUCGAUGUCCAAAAAUGUACUUACUCCAGUGACUAUUCCCAUUACAAAAUCCUCUGGGUCUCGAUUUCGCAACAGUGUAGAGGGGCUGAACCAAGAGAUUGAGAUAAUUACAAAAGAAAAUGGAGAGAAGGAAGAGCAACUCUUGCCCCAAGAUAUCCCAGAUGGACAUCGUGCUCCCCCACCUCUAGCUCUGCGCAGUAUAGAUACUCAGACACCUGGAGGGGUUGACCGCGGAAGCAACAAUAGCAGCCGCUCACAAUCCGUGUCACCAGCCUCUUUCAUUACAAUCUCUAAUGAGUGCAACGAGGAAAGCCCUUGCCCAGCUGAUGACAAUAUUGCAGAUCCUCGAGACAAAGAGAAUGGAAAUCAUUCCCCUCUUCCCAAGUAUGCUACAUCCCCAAAACCAAACAACAGUUACAUGUUCAAGAGAGAACCGCCUGAGGGUUGUGAAAGGGUGAAAGUAUUUGAGGAAGGCGCGCCAAAGCCACUGCAUGAAAUUCCACCAUUUUACUGUCCUGAUAAGAACAAAGUGAAUUUCAUUCCAAAGAGCGGUUCUGCUUUUUGUCUGGUCAGCAUUCUCAAGCCUCUUCUACCCAAUCAGGAAAUAACCUUCAAAGGCUCCACCCACAGUCUUACAGUGCCUUCUGGAAUACCAUCUUCUCUUGUUCAAAACCUCAGCAUGACAUCAAUAUCAGGAAACAUAGAGCAGGAACGCAAUUCUCGAGGGACAAAUACCCUUGCUCCCCCACUCUCUCUGCUACACCCAUCAGGCCAAAUUGAUGAAGAAGAAGACUAAAAACCAUGUUGGCUGUUCAUUGUUACAGAGGAACUGCACUGCUCUGGUAAAACAAGUGACUUCAAAUGCAGUAUUUUCAUAAGCUGUUAAAAAUAUUGACCGUAUUCUCCCUUAGUAAAUUGGGCAGCAAGCAGACUUGCUGGCUUUGGCAUCUGUAAUGGAUAUAAUUGUCAAGAUCUGGAAAGGACUUAACGUCAGCUAAUUCUUUUACCUUGGCUUUCCUGUAUUGAACAUAAAUCUUGUGUUCUGAUUUAAUUAAAAUAAUCUGGUGCCUCUAUCUGCAAAGUGUAUCAGCCACAUAGACACUCUCAUCCUUAAGUUCUGGGCUUUAUAUCACUAUCACUUUCCUAAGCAGAACAAGACAAACUGCUUUCACAAACAGAUGGUCUGUUUUCCAGAUAAGUCCAUGUUAACAGUAGUUACCACUCAGAAAUGGAAACAAGAAGGCAUUUUUGAAAAGGUAUAAACUAAUGGCCAGGAUGUUUAAUAAAGUUUUAAGCUGUUUUCCAGCUGCAGGGUAAAUGAUGUACCUACUAGUCUCAUGUUAAGAUAACUGAUCUUAACAUGAUAAGUAAACCUGUAAAUAGAAAGGUUAAAGGGGAGAUGAGUAGCAGACUGGUGGGUAUUGUGUGGUUUGUUAAAUGAAAUUAUAUGUACCUCCUGCUUCAUCAUUUUAUUAUAGUUGGCAAUAUUGUGGUAUAUGUGUCCUACUUCUUUAGCUGACAUUUGGAUUAUAUUAAACAUUGUAAGAGGGUUCCAGCUGAAACUUAUAUUUGCUAGGCAAGGUAUCUGUUAAUCUGUACCACUCAUAAAAUGUUUCCUAACCUUUGCAUAUCAUUUUUUCCUGUCUUUUGGAUCCUUUCUUCCCACACUUGCAGUAAAUCUUCCAAUGCAUUUGAGUUGUACCUGACUGUUUAGUCUAAAAUUUAAAGCACAGACUAUCCAAUGCCUUCAUCUACCACUGUUUAAUUCCUUUGAUGGCAACUUCAAUAAUUAAAGUAUUUUUUUUCAUA
Molecule: messenger RNA, 2964 nt
Organism: Xenopus tropicalis (tropical clawed frog)
Lineage: Eukaryota; Metazoa; Chordata; Amphibia; Anura; Pipidae
Gene: fam117b
Product: family with sequence similarity 117 member B
Exons: 8
Coding region: 218-1951 (577 amino acids)
Source: RefSeq, a predicted model, not a curated record